Clunio marinus is the source of this 872-nucleotide messenger RNA. NCBI's taxonomy places the organism in Eukaryota, Metazoa, Arthropoda, Insecta, Diptera, Chironomidae. The record is from the annotation of a GenBank genome assembly.
CGAAAACUGAAAAAAAAUCUCAAUCGACGUUUUAAUCGAUUAACCAGCAUAGGAGCUUACGAAAAAUGAUUAAUAUCGCAUCAAAAGCUGGAAACUAUUUGCGUGCCACCAACCAAGUUGUGUCGAAUGGCCUGAAACCAUUAGCCGGAGGUAUCGCUUCUGAAAAGAAAAAGGUCGUCACUACUAGUUUUGAACCUGAAACAGUUUGGUCCCUUACGCAGACUCUUCCAGCUAAGAAUAUGUGCGUGACAUCAGGAGUACCAGUGACGACACAAGUGCGAUUCGCUCACACGGAUAUCAAAGUUCCAGACUUCUCUUACUAUCGCCGCGACUCAACGAAACGUCCAGCAUCAAAAACGCAAACAGCCGAGGAACGAAAAGCAUUCACUUAUAUGCUUGUUGGAAGCGCUGCUGUUGCAUCAGCCUAUUCAGCAAAAGCUAUUGUGACAACAUUUGUUGGAUCAAUGAGUGCAUCAGCUGAUGUUCUUGCUUUAGCUAAAAUUGAAAUUAAGUUAUCAGAUAUCGCUGAAGGCAAAUCAGUUACAUUUAAAUGGAGAGGCAAGCCUUUGUUCAUUCGUCAUCGUACAUCUGAAGAAAUUUCCACUGAACAAUCUGUUGCUGUCUCAACGCUUCGCGAUGCUCAACACGAUAAUGAUCGCGUUCAAGAUCCCAAAUGGCUUGUUGUGCUUGGUGUGUGCACUCACUUAGGAUGCGUACCAAUCUCUAAUUCCGGAGAUUUUGGUGGUUACUACUGUCCAUGUCACGGAUCACAUUAUGACGCUAGUGGUCGUAUUAGAAAAGGACCAGCACCUCUUAAUCUGGAAGUUCCACCAUAUUCCUUUACUGACGAAGGAGUUCUAAUUGUUGGUUAA